AUGACCGGCAAACAGAAUGGCUUUGUAGCUAAAUUAAAAAAAGUUGCCCCUCAUAUAUUGGCAAUUCAUUGCAUCAUCCAUCGAGAACAUCUUUGUGCUAAAUCUCUCAAUGAUGACAUGGAACAUGCAUUGAAAGUCGCUGUUUCAACAGUGAAUUUUGUCAAAGCCAAUGCUUUGCAUGACCGCCUAUUUCAACAUUUAUGUGAACAUGAGGACCACCAGAGACUCCUCAUGCACACUGAAGUGAGAUGGCUUUCCAAAGGAAAUUCCCUAGUUCGUCUUGCUGAAAUGUGGGAUAUGGUUCUUAUUUUUGUUCAUGACAUGAAAACACAAGCUUGUAGCAAGAAGCAGAAAGAUAAAGCUGAGACUUUGUUUUCAGUGAUAAAUAACAACGAUACAAAGCAAGGAUUUUUUACCUGGCUGACUUAUUCGCACAUGUCAACCAACUGA
Molecule: messenger RNA, 450 nt
Organism: Octopus sinensis (East Asian common octopus)
Lineage: Eukaryota; Metazoa; Mollusca; Cephalopoda; Octopoda; Octopodidae
Product: SCAN domain-containing protein 3-like
Exons: 1
Coding region: 1-450 (149 amino acids)
Source: RefSeq, a predicted model, not a curated record